Messenger RNA from Polistes dominula (European paper wasp), 1091 nucleotides. RefSeq lists its product as uncharacterized. Gene Ontology annotation, biological process: heme transport. The record is from RefSeq and is a predicted model, not a curated record. Gene Ontology annotation, cellular component: lysosomal membrane; plasma membrane. NCBI's taxonomy places the organism in Eukaryota, Metazoa, Arthropoda, Insecta, Hymenoptera, Vespidae. Gene Ontology annotation, molecular function: heme binding; heme transmembrane transporter activity.
AACAAAAUGAUUAUAUAUGAAAGUUAUAAACAACAUGAAAUCAAAAAAUAUACAUAUAUGUAAAUGUCUAUUAUAGAAGAGAUUAUCAUCUCUUAACCUAUUUUUUGAAUGUAAAUAGAAACAAUUCUUAUGCGUACACCUAUGAAUACAUUGAAUACACCAAAUAUUUCAAAUGCAAUAAAUCAUUUGCAUCGUUGGAUUUAAUAAUACAUGUGUGCAUGAUGCAAAUAGAACUGCGUUUGUAUGUGUUGUUGAAUAAAGAAAGUAUGCAACUGAACGAACUCGCACCGUCUGCUACAUUAAAUUGACCCGGUAUAUUACACAACCAUUUCUCCCUACAAAACAAAACAUGACACGAAAUGUUUCGAUACAUCUUAUCUUGAGUGCCAAGGGAAUCAUCCUUGGUAUAAUUGCAUUUUUUGUACUAUCCAUUGGUUAUGGAAAUCAUGAAGUUGGAUUUUGGUCGAUUUUAUCAGGCAUACUUGCCAGUAUUUGUUUCCAUUUGAAUUGGGUAAAGGACAGAGAAGGUUUGGACAGAUGGCAUACGAGAGUUACAUUACGCCAUUUAAAUGUUGUAGGAUUUAUUAGUGCAGUAUCUGGUAUAACUGCAUGGAUUUGGUAUCUCUUUCUUACAUUUUAUCAAUCAAUCCCUUUAUUACCAAUUUCUCAAAGUACUGCUAUUACUGCAGUAUGGGCUUUCAUUUGUGGAACAUGGGGUAUGUUUUUAAUGUUUUACUCCAAUAAAUAUGAAUUAUUUCUUCAAGAAGGAACAGAUCCUAUUCUCAACGAAAGUACUGCUUAAAGAAUUGUAUACUUUGUUUAAAUAUUCAUAUUUUUCUAAUCAAAAAUGUUUUACUCCAAUAAUUAGGAAGGAACAGAUCUUAUUGAAGAAUUUUAUACUUUGUUUAAAUAUUCAUAUUUUUCUAAUCAAGAGAAUAUAUAUAUACAAAACAACAAUAUAUUAUUGGUAAAUAAAUCUUUAAUAAUUACUUUUUGGUUUGUUUUAUUUGAAUUCUAUUCUGUGAUCCUUAGAUAAAAGUUCUAUAAAUAAUAUUUUGUACUGAAUGUGUAUCGAUUAUUAAAUUAACUGU